UAGAAGUAUUAGCUUAUUGCGGUAGAAAUGGCUCUUUCAGCUACCGAGGUUCUAGAUUCUUUCGUUCCCGGAACUACGGUCUGGAUUUUACUCGCUCUCUGUCUGUUGGCAUCAUGGUACUGGUACAGCCACAACUCUGGUACUUCACUUCCUCUUCCACCAACUCCAGGCGUGGCCCUGCCUCUUGUGGGUCAUCUGUAUCUGUUAGAGAAGAACCCUCGACGUCAGUUCAAAAGAUGGGCCGACUCGCUGGGAUCUAUUUUUAGGCUGAGGCUUGGCUCUGACACAGUGAUGGUUUUAAAUAAUUAUGACGUCAUCAAGGAGGCUUUGGUCAAACAGGGGAAAAUUUUCUCUGACAGAAAACCCGGGGCCUUUCUGGUCAAAUAUUCUCAACACCAUGACAAAGGAGUUGUACUUUCCUCAGGGGAGAACUGGAGAGAGCAAAGAUCGACUUCUCUCACAAUUCUAAGGGACUUUGGCAUGGGGAAAAAUAUUCUGGCCGAGAAAAUUUCGGAGGAGGUUGAAAUAUAUGUCAAAGAACUAGCCUCAACCAACGGGAAACCAGUUGAUUUAAAAACAAUAACGAACAUUAGUGUCUCUAAUAUAAUUUGUUCUGUUAUUUUCGGCAAAAGGUUUGAGUUUUCGGAUCCUAAAUUUGUACGCAUGAUGUCCAUUUUCAAUGAUGUUGUGCGUAAUGCAUCCGGUACGCAGAUACUGAACUUUUUUCCUGUUUUAAAGUACUUCCCUUUUGAUUUAUUUGGGGCUAAUAAACUAUUAAGAAUUAUUUCUGAAGUUCGACUGUUUGUUCGAAAUAUUGUCAAUGAAAUCAGGCAGACGUGUGACAGUGACAAUGUAGACAGUUUCGUUGUGGCUUACCUUAACGAAAAGAAGAAAAAGGAAGAAGCAGGACAACAGACGUAUUUAGAUGACGUUAACCUUGUGAGGAACAUCGAUAACUUAUUUCUUGCAGGUACGGAGACGACCAGCACUACCAUCUUAUGGAGUUUGGUUUUUGUCUUACAGAAUCCAGAAACGCAACAGAAAAUUUACCAGCAAAUUAAGGACCACGUUGGAACUGAACGCGUGCCAAACAUGUCUGAUCACGCUAGCCUAACUUAUCUGAAUGCUUUCAUCAUGGAGACACAGAGAAUGGCAAGUCUGGUUCCAUUUAGUGUUCCACAUUUGUGUAACCAAGACACAGUUCUCGCUGGUUUCCGAAUUCCUAAAGGCUCGGUAAUUUUUCCUAACUUAGAUUCCGUUCUAAAAGAUGAAAAAAUCUGGGGUGAUCCGGAAAAUUUCCGACCUGAGAGAUUUCUGGACGAGCAAGGAAAUUUGAUAAAGAGAGAAGAGCUCAUACCUUUUUCUAUCGGUCGCAGAAUUUGUCUUGGGGAAUCCCUGGCUAAGAUGGAACUUUUCUUGUUCCUGUCGUCCAUGUUUCAGAGGUUCGAGUUCCUGCCUGCUGAUGGAGUAUCGGCUCCUGAAGUCCAUGAAGUGUUUGGUGGUGCCGUAUCGCCAUCUCUAUAUGAAGUGAGGUGCAUCGACCGUAGAAUUUAAAUAUAACAACUUCUAUCAAUGAUUUGACAGAAGAAAUUAGAUUUCUUGUUAAUCCUUUUCAUACAUGUACAGCGCUUGAGUGAUAUUUUAAUUAAUUUGCUAAAACAACUAAUUAUAGAUUUUCUUUAAAUGCCACGUGUUACAGACUUUAAUGAUUUUAUCUCUCUUUUGUAUUUAAGUAAUUACUCGUUUUAGAUUUAUUUUAAAUGUAUAAAAACUUUACCAUUAUAUAAUUCAUAUUACUUUCAACCAUGUAGGUCUAUAUAUUAUAAUUUGAAUAUACAAGUUUAGUUUCUUCAGCUUAAAAUCAAUAUAUCUAUAUUUAUUUUUUUAUUUUUAUGUAUUAGACAGUUUAAAAUAAAUAUUUUUUCUUUUAUCAAAAAUUACCUUUGUUUAAAUACAUAGAGGUUUUAUAUUUUUUUAUCCAUUUUUUAUAUUUGUACAAGUGUUUAAACCAUUAAACAAAGA
Messenger RNA from Physella acuta, 2022 nucleotides. Its product is annotated as cytochrome P450 2C15-like. Gene Ontology annotation, cellular component: cytoplasm; intracellular membrane-bounded organelle. Gene Ontology annotation, biological process: xenobiotic metabolic process. Gene Ontology annotation, molecular function: steroid hydroxylase activity; oxidoreductase activity, acting on paired donors, with incorporation or reduction of molecular oxygen, reduced flavin or flavoprotein as one donor, and incorporation of one atom of oxygen; iron ion binding. Lineage: Eukaryota; Metazoa; Mollusca; Gastropoda; Physidae. The record is from RefSeq and is a predicted model, not a curated record.